AUGCCGGAGGUGACGGUGGAUGGGGACGAGCCCAUCCUCGAAGUGUCCAACAGAGAGGUGCAGCGUCCGGUGCGGCAGGCCCUGAUUGCCUCGCUGUGCCGCGAGUCCCACUGGAAGUGCUUGCUGCUGACGCUGCUGAUGUACGGCUGCUUCGGCACGCUGGGCUGGUGUGCCUUCUGCACCGUCCCCGUCAUCUCCUCCUCCUCUGCCUCUUCCUCCUCCUCGCUCUCCUUCGCCGCCUCCGCCUUCGACACCUCCUCCUCCUCCUCCUCCUCCUCCUCCUCCUCCUCCUCCUCGGGUGGCGGCAACCCCACCGCGUCGGCCUACACCUUCGCCGAGCUCCCUCCGCUGGCUCCGCUGCUGGAGACCGCCAGCCCGUGCUCCAGCGGCUACGUCUACAUCCCGCUGGCCUUCCUGGCCAUGCUGUACGUGGUCUACCUGGUGGAGUGCUGGCACUGCUACUCCAAGACGGCCACGCUGGUGCAGGUGGAGGCGGCCGAGGUCUACGAGCGCGUGCAGCGGCUGCAGCAGGCCACGCCCUGCAUCUGGUGGAAGGCCAUCAGCUACCACUACGUGAGGAGGACGCGGCAGGUGACGCGCUACCGCAACGGGGACGCCUACACCAGCACGCAGGUGUACCAUGAGCGGGUCAACACCCACGCCGCCGCCUCCGAGUUCGACUACGGGCGCUAUGGCGUCGACGACGUGUCGCGGGACCUCCGGGGCCUGCUGGAGCACCCGGCGGUGCGCUUACGCUUCACCAAGUGCUUCAGCUUCGCCAGCGCGCGGGCCGAGGCCGCCUACCUCACCCAGCGCGCGCGCUUCUUCGGGGACAACGAGGGCCUGGACGACUACAUGGAGGCCCGCGAGGGCAUGCACCUGAAGAACGUGGACUUCCGCGAGCACAUGAUCGCCUUCCCCGACCCGGCGCGCCAGCCCUGGUUCGCCCGCCACGGCGUCUUCUGGCUGGCCUCGGCCGCGCUGCUGUCCUGGCCGCUGCGUGUGGUGGCCGACUACCGCACCGCCUACGUGCACUACCACGUGGAGAAGCUGUUUGGAGACCGAGAUGAGGGGCGCUCAGCCGGGGGCGAGGGGGGAGAGGGCGGCGGGGACGAGGCCAGCCUCAACGCCAGGAACGGGAGUGCCGGAGGGGGAGGCGGAGGGAGCUACAGGGCCAUCUCUCGCGUCAACACUGUGGACAUGACGGAGCUGGAGUGGCACAUCCGUUGCAACCAGCAGAUGGUGCCGAGCUACUCGGAGGCCCUGCUGAUGGACCUAGACAACGGCGGUAACAAUAACCCCGCCGCAGCCCAAGGAGGUGGCUCCUCAGCAGCCGCGGCGGCGGUGGGGGUAAACGGAGGUCCGGCCGCCCCCGUGGCCUUCGCCUCGGCCUACCUGCUGCAGAGCUGCCCCCGCUGUAGGCGCUCCACCAGCAGCGCGUCCUUGCCCUCCAGGCUGCGGGGCCCCACGGCAGCCCUGCUGACCGGCACCAUGGCUGGGAUGAGAGCCAGCGCAGCAGGCGGGGCGGCGGGGGCGGGAGCGGGAGCCGGGCCAGGAAGGCUGGUGCUCAGCCGCAGUGGCUUCUCCCUGAGCCGGCUGCAGGCCUCGCGGCCAGCCUCGCUGUUUCACUCGCGCAGUGUGGGCGGGGGGCUGGGCGGACGAGGAGAAGGAGGUGGAGGGGGAGGAGGAGGGGGAGGAGGAGGUGGAGGGUUCCUUAGUUUGGGAUCCAGGCAGGAUGAGGAGAGUAGGGGCGUUCUGGAAGGAGAGGGGGAUGAGGAGGAGGAAGAGGUGGAGGUAGAGGUGCAGGAGGCCGAAGAGGAUGUCAGUAGAGGAGAGCAGCUGGAGGAAGAGCGUGAAGAAUCGGAAAGAGAAGAUCUUCGAGACGGGGAGAGGGAGAGACCCCCAGCCUAUCAGGAUGCCUUUUUCUUCCCUGUGCUCAUCGUACACGGAGAGGAAAGCUGUCAUUCAGGAGACGACAUCUCAUAAAGUAGAAAUGAAUGAAUGAAUGAAUGAAUGAAUGAAUGAAUG
Messenger RNA from Engraulis encrasicolus (European anchovy), 2028 nucleotides. Its product is annotated as transmembrane protein 151B. The transcript has 3 exons. NCBI's taxonomy places the organism in Eukaryota, Metazoa, Chordata, Actinopteri, Clupeiformes, Engraulidae. The record is from RefSeq and is a predicted model, not a curated record. The coding region runs from base 1 to 1986 and encodes 661 amino acids.